GUCCGCGUUAUUUCGUAUUUGUUCGGCUUAGCUCGACUAGAUUCGGCUCGACUCGAUUCGGCUCGUUCUCGCUGUUUCCUUUUGCAGAAUCGGCCUUGCAGUUGAGUGGCAACCGGACAACGACUGCAACGUCUCAGGCUUUUUAAUGGGGAUGAUAACAAAUGAGCGGCGCGCUGCGUAUCACAUCGGCGUGGUUUCUCUAAUUACAGACAAAUUCAUUUUGUACAGAAGCAAAUCGAGCAAACUCUCAAUUAUUCUCAUGCACUUUCAAGCAAUUCUCAUCAGACCUGACAUUUUCUACUUGGAAUCUAUGGGAAGUCAUUAAACUACACGUUACAGAAAGGCUCAACCAAGUUUCGGUUUCCGUUGUGUUGACGCGUCAUAUCGCAGAUCAUCCCGAGUCCCGAGAUGCUCCCGAGAUGCUCCCGAGAUGCUCCCGAGAUGCUCCCGAGUCAGUCGCGUCUCGUGUCUCGCGUGUGUUUAACUGAAACUAAAUGACUGUGCCGAGCUUGAAAUUCUCCAGAGCGUGUCAAUCGGCUGGAACUAUAGUGAUAUACAGAGGCUGCUGGAAUGCGAUGAGAUGCGAUGGGAAAAGAAGAUUGGACAAGACGACGAGGAACCGAGGAAAGUAGAGGAAACCUAUCAGUAGGGCGUACCUAUCGUUUUAAGUCCAAGCUGAAGGCCACGUGUGUUCGGGUCGACCCCGGACAGGAGCCUCAAGUUAAAGCAACAUUAGCACAUCACAGGCUGAAGUUGAAGUCGUCACGUGUCAUGUAACCGUCGGGUCAGUCCAGCCGACUCGCGCUGACCUCACGUAGCGUUCCACCGAAAUCCAAGGAAGAAGGCACGGAAUGUGGUGAGAGGAUGACGGAAGAGUGGCACAUACCUGAUAUCCUACGUAGGAAGAGACGAAGAAGAGGCGGCGGAGGAUCACGAUGCUAUGCGGUCAAAAUCGUCGUCGCGGCUACUUGCCUCCUCCUAACGAAACUGAGCAGUCUAGCGUGGACCGCCGAAUGUCCCUCCCCCUCGGAAGCCAUGCUCGGUUGCUCGUGUUAUAAUUUCGAGGAUGGCCUCUUUCUGGAGUGCGCUGCUGCGACGGAGGAGAGUCUGAGGACGACCUUAUUGGCGGUACAGCAGCGGGGCGUCGUCGGUGGCGAAGAUGCGGUCAUUAGCGGUGUAAAUGUACGAGCGGUCGUGCAGUCGCUGAGUGUCUAUGAGCCGGACAAAAGUAUCCUGGAGUUGCGCAAAGCGACGUUUCCCGUGGGCACCCGGAUCAGGCACUUGCAAAUCUCCCAAUCGUCUAUUCAGAGGAUCGGAGAGAUGGCCUUUGCGAAUCUUGAGGAGAGCCUGGAGUCCUUGGCGAUAGUCUCCGGGCGGCUUCUCCACGUUCCUCAAAAGUCUCUUGCUGAAUUGCGCAGGUUGGCUGUCCUCGAUCUCGAGGGUAACCUGAUGCAGGAACUUUCGUCCUACUGCUUUUACGGAUUGAAGCUGAUAAAACUGAGCCUGAAGGCUAACAAGAUUGGUAAAAUCUCGGAGUAUGCCUUUGCGGGACUCGAGAACAGCUUGACCGACCUUGACCUUGGGGAAAACAGGCUUCGAAGCUUCCCGGUGGCUCCGCUCCGGCGACUCGAGAGUCUCGCCUCGCUCCGACUUGCUUGGAACGAGAUCUCUGGCCUUCCGGAUGACGAGUACUCCCUCCUCGGAUCUCUCCUCGUCCUGGAUCUGAGCAGUAACGACUUCCAAAAGCUUGAGAGUGAUUGCUUCAGAGCGUUUCCCCUUCUGCACAGCCUGUCUCUGUAUUUCAAUUCGAUCGAGAGCAUCCACGGAGGCGCCUUCGUCUCCCUCAAGGAACUCGAGUCCCUGGACCUGAGCCACAACAAGAUAGUGUACUUCGAGACGGGAACGUUCCGCGGAAACGUCCGACUUCGCACGAUCGAAUUGAGCCACAAUCACGUGCACCACGUCGGCGGAACGUUUGCCCGUCUACCGGAACUGCAGGAGCUCUAUCUCGCGGAGAAUAAUAUCCUCGAGAUCCCGGGGGAGGCUUUCGUCGGCAGCAUCGGACUAACGGUCCUCGAUAUCCAGCAAAAUGCUAUAAGACGCGUCGACGCGAGGGCCCUCGCUACUCUGGGUCGACUCAGCCAGCUUCAUUUGAGUAACAAUUACAUCGACAGAAUGCCGCGGGAAUUUCUGCGAAAUUGCGAGAAUCUUUCUUCCCUCUCGCUCGACGGCAACGAAAUACGGGAGCUCGAGCGAGGGACGUUUUCCGGUCUUCGUCAUCUUCGAGAGCUACGGCUCCAGGACAAUCAGAUCGCCGAGGUCAAGCGAGGCGUCUUCUCGGCGCUGCCCUCCCUUCUCGAGCUUCAUCUUCAGAACAACGCGAUCACACACAUGGAGACCGGCGCACUUCGUUCUCUUCGCAGUCUUCAGCACGUGAACCUCCAGGGGAACCGCCUCGUCGUUUUAGCCGACAUCUUUCACUUUACUUCCCUUUCGCCGUCAUCCUCAGCUACUACCUCAUCGAUCGACAUCAGGUCCCCUUCGGACGAUGACGACGAUGACGAUGACGAUCAAGACGAUGGCGGCGGUAGCUCGCUUGUCUCGAUUCAGCUCGACAGCAACGGCCUCUCGGUGCUGCACAAUGACUCACUGCGAGGUCAGACCUCGGUGCGUAUCAUGUGGCUGGGUCACAACCGACUGACGCGUCUUCAGGCGCCGCUCUUUCGCGACCUUCUUCUCGUCGAGCGUCUUUACCUAACGAACAACACAAUCUCUCGAAUAGAAGAUGGGGCCUUUAGGCCAAUGCAGGCCCUCAAAUUUCUUGAGCUGAGCAUGAAUCGAUUGAACCGCGUGACGGCACGAACCUUCUCAGAUCUGCAUCAGCUGGAGGAGCUCUAUCUGCGGGACAAUGGCCUCGAGCACCUCGAGCCCUACGCCCUCGGCGCCCUCAACAAGUUACGAGUCCUGGAAUUGUCGAACAAUCGAUUGGUCACUCUGCACGGAGCCAUCUUUCUCGAAGGACUGCCCAUCGAGAGGCUCUACCUACGCAAUUGCUCGAUCGAAAUAAUUGAACUCGGAGCUUUGGACAAUCUCGACGCACUUCUGGAGCUGAAUCUUCAGGAUAAUCGAAUUCCUGGCUCAGCUUUAGGUCUGAUUCGACUACCGCGACUGCACGUCCUUGAACUUUCGGGAAACGACCUUGGGCACCUUGCCCAGAACUCUUUAGCCGGACUGCCUGCCCUCGAGGAGCUGUUCGCCGAGGAUUCCGGCAUAUCCGCUCCACUUCCAAACGGACUCUUGCGCCCGUGCAAAGGGCUGACCCACCUCCGACUGGCACGCAACCGCCUCGUGACCCUACCCGAUGACCUUCUCGUGGGUUUAGAGUCAUUGCGCGAGUUGCGCCUGGAGGAGAACGAGAUCGCUGAGAUCCCGUAUGCUGCGCUCUCGGGUGCCCCCAGCCUGGAGCUGCUCUCGUUGAGUGACAAUCACAUCAGGAGCGUCGAGGUGUCACGGCUCGGGGAGCUUCCGUUUCUCCGAGAGCUCGAUAUAUCGCGCAAUCGUCUCGAGCGGAUGUCCGGCUUCGCCUCGGCCAAUCUCUCGCGGCUCCAGUCACUGUAUCUCAGCGGGAAUCAUCUGAGUGCGCUACCAGAAAACUUUUUCGGUCACUCGAGGAUGUUACGCAGGCUCGACAUCGCGGACAACAAGUUCCACCAGAUCCCAGCGUUUGCGCUCACCGGACAGAAUCUUCCGAACCUCAGCUGGCUCAAUCUUACAAGAAAUCCUCUGCUGAGAAUCCAUCAACUCCCGCCGAACGAGCCGACUUACCCAAACCUUCAGGAGAUACACAUCUCCGAGACGAAUUUGAGUAUCCUCACGUCCCGUGACUUCGAACCCUUCCCCGGGCUUCUGCAUCUCUACCUGAGGCAAAACUCCAUUCUCAGGAUAUCACCGAGCGCUUUUCGUAGUCUCCCACAUCUUCUGACUCUCCAUCUUGGCACUAAUAGCCUCGAGAUUCUUCCAAAGGAGCGGCUCCAGGGCAUGGAACAUCUCCGGCUUCUCAACCUGACGCGCAAUCGACUCAAGGACCUUGAGGAAUUUCCCGCCGAUCUCAAGUCUCUUCAGAUUCUUGAUCUCUCGUACAACCAGAUCAGUGUUCUUGGUAAAAUCACCUUUAAGAAUUUGAUCAGCCUCGUGGAACUUCAUCUCUACGGAAAUUGGAUCAAUGUUGUUUCGAGCGAGGCAUUCAGACCUUUGAAGAAACUUCGACUCCUCGACCUUAGCCGAAAUUAUCUCGAGAAUUUGCCACUAAACGCAUUUCGUCCGCUUGAAACGCAAAUACGUAGUCUUCGUGCCGAAGAAAAUCCAUUACACUGUGGCUGCGAAUCUCAGGAGCUAUGGGAGUGGCUACGAGAUCAUCAGAAGCUAGUGGGCGCCGUGAACCGUCGCGGCGCUCCAGCUCGUCUUCGAACUGCGACAUGGUCGGAAAGAGCAACCGCAGAGACGAACGUUGCCCAUGAAAAGAGCCAGAUCGACGUGGAGCCAAGUGUCGGCUCUUUGCGCUGCGAGCAGCCUCCGGAACUUCGUGGACUCGUCUUUCUCGACCUGGACCCACAUGCGUUUUGCUCGGCGCCGCUUGUCCUCAAACUUGCUAUUCAGGACAUCCAACCAUUCUCCGUUCUGGUCUCUUGGCAGAGUCGUAAUCACUCAGGACUUUACGGAUAUCAAGUGGCUUAUCACGCUCUCGAUAACGUUGAUGAGGUGAAGGGAAAGCUGCUGACGCCAAAGGCCCGCUCGGUAAGACUGAAGAAGCUCGCCCCACAUACUCGAUACCUGAUCUGCGUUUUGGGUCUUGGCAGCUGGGGAACUCCAAUUCACGACGAGGCCAACCCGUGGCUGUCGAACGGCUCGCAAGAAGAACCGCUCGAGAGCAGUUACGAUGGCCCACUACCUCUCAUGGUGAACUCGCCUAUGAGUAAGUGCACCGAGGUAAGGACGCUCGACGCGUCCAACUCUUUCAUCGGAGACGGCAACAUACCCGACAGGGGUGGGCUUGCGGGUAUACUUACUCGACGACUUGGUCUCAUCGUCGGUAGCUGCAUGGGCUUUGUUGUCUUUAUCGUACUCGUCUCGGUUCUCGGCUACAUGAAAAUGAAAAAACAAAGAGCCGCUUUAAAACGAGAACAGCCACUUCCCAUAAAUCCUCCCGAGUUCAUGUCCUACCGGCACUUCUCUCUGCAGAGUGCCGAUCGACCUGCUGACAACGCAUCUUCCAAUUUAGUUUCCAUGCCCUGUCCCAGCUUUAUCGGCGCUAUUCCGUCUCCUCUAUCGACGAUCGGCUCCAUGCAGACGACGCAAGUCCACACGUAACACAGCUAAUGUAAAAUUCAUAUUUUCCUCUCUGUACCCCGUCACUCGGAAUCAGUUACCUAUCGAUCUACCAAGCUAACGACCUCUCCAAAAUUCCUAUCCAAUUGGUCAAUCAUAAUUUUCUUCUUCUUAAUUGUCCUUCUUUCUCUUACAAGGCACGCCAUCCGCAUGUCGACAUUGAUUGUUUAUUGGUUAUUUGUUAUUUCGAUAGGCAAGUCUCGUGUGGACUAGUUAAUAUCUCAGAGUAAGAGAUCUCUUACGAGGAAAGACAUUCCUGCCAACAAUUUUUCGAUUCUUCGUUGCCAAACGUUAAACUUUCUACUGUAAAAAGUUUUUAAAUAUUGUAUAUAGAUAGACGAUGUAUGUAUAUGUACGGUUAGCGUAGGUACUCUUUAUUAUGAUAAUAAAAAUAUGCAACUCGAAUUAAA
Messenger RNA from Cephus cinctus (wheat stem sawfly), 5795 nucleotides. Its product is annotated as protein artichoke. The record is from RefSeq and is a predicted model, not a curated record. Gene Ontology annotation, molecular function: protein binding. Bases 865 to 5367 code for a protein of 1500 amino acids. The transcript is spliced from 6 exons. Lineage: Eukaryota; Metazoa; Arthropoda; Insecta; Hymenoptera; Cephidae.